Rhinolophus ferrumequinum (greater horseshoe bat) is the source of this 2773-nucleotide messenger RNA. It is a transcript of the gene DTD2, whose product is annotated as D-aminoacyl-tRNA deacylase 2. The transcript is spliced from 3 exons. The record is from RefSeq and is a predicted model, not a curated record. Gene Ontology annotation, biological process: tRNA metabolic process. The coding region runs from base 93 to 599 and encodes 168 amino acids. Gene Ontology annotation, cellular component: cytoplasm. Lineage: Eukaryota; Metazoa; Chordata; Mammalia; Chiroptera; Rhinolophidae. Gene Ontology annotation, molecular function: D-tyrosyl-tRNA(Tyr) deacylase activity.
CCACGGGCUAUCCGGACGUCCCUCCGCCGAGCCACGCUCCAUCUUUCCUGCGCACAGCCUGAACCCGUCGGAUCGACGCGCAGACUGGAGCCAUGGCUGAGAGCGGCCGGACACCUCAGGCCCGGGCGAUCCUGCAGCAAUGCCUGCGCGCCCGGCUGCAAGUACGCCCCGCCGAGGGCGACGCCACGGCCCAGUGGGUGGAGGUUCAGAGAGGAUUAGUGAUCUACGUGUGCUUUUUCAAGGGAGCUGAUCAAGACCUUCUUCCCAGAAUGGUUAAUACGUUGUUAAAUGUGAAAUUAAGUGAAACAGAAAAUGGCAAGCACGUCUCUAUAUUGGAUCUACCUGGCAACAUUCUUAUCAUCCCUCAAGCCACUCUUGGGGGGAAAGUAAAAGGAAGAAAUAUGCAGUAUCACUCUAACUCUGGCAAAGAAGAAGGGUUAGAACUUUAUUCCCAAUUUGUGACUCUGUGUGAAAAACAAUUAGCUGCUAAUGACAAGUGUGCCGAAGCUGGGGUCGUGGUUGAACAUGGCACUUACGGGAACCGGCAGGUGUUAAAGCUGGAUACCAAUGGACCGUACACACACCUCAUUGAGUUUUGAAAAUUAAAAGUUAGUUUCUGCAGUUGUUUUGUGGUAUUAAAUGAUCUGAUCUGUAAUUAGAUUUUCUUCCCCUUCUUGAACACACUAAUCUGCAGCAUUUUCAGACAAGGAAAUCCUGAGUCCCAUCCAUAACUCUGCAGCCUACUAAUUGGAUGAUUUUGCCAAGCAGGUAAACUCUAGAUCUCAGUCAUCUCUCAUUCUGCUUUCCCCUACACUUUGGCUCGAAAUUUUGAAAAUUGCUUUCUAUUCACUUUAUGGUCAUUGUGGAAAUGUUCUUAGGGAGCUGUAUUUAAAUAUUUUACAAUAAGUUUUGUACAAUCAAAAAAAAUAUAUUUCUUACACCUUCAAAUGUAUGUAGUAUGUAAUAAAAAUAACUGUUCGUAUUAAAAUUAGGUAAAAUCCAGCACAAACCAAUUAUAAUUUUGUCAGUUUUGUUUUACUAUUUGUCUUCUAUAUUUUGAAUGAAAGAAUAUGCAAUGUACUAUUCUAUUUAAUGUCUAUGAAAAUGUAACAUAUAAAUGUUAUUGGGCAUUAUAAUAUUACUUUCCAGGGAUAUCCAUAUGCUUUAGAAUAUGUUAAGAGUCUUUAGUUGAGAUAGGAACAAGGUAUGGGGGAUUAAAAGAUGUUUUUAUUUAACAUACCAAUGGGUUAAUAUUGUUUCUCAUUUUUGUACCAAACAAUGUACGUUUCAUUUUUUAUCUUUGGUUUUUAAAAGUUACUGCUUCAUGAUAUUAGUGUUAGUUCAUAAAUUUUUAGCAAGCUCCUUUCUUGUUGAAUUAGAUAUUGCUAUAAAAGGAAGAAAAAGGGAAACUUUCUAUUGGAAUUAUUUGAAAAGAAGCUCAUUUCCAUGCUCUCUACUUAAUGAUUUUGAGCUAGUGCCAUUUUUUUCUAUUAGUGAAUGUUUGUGUCCCCUCCCCCAUUCAUAUGUUGCAGUUCCCCAGUGUGGUGGUAUUUGGAGAUGAGGCGUGUGGGAGGUAAUUGGGGGUAAUGAGGCUCUGAGAGUGAAGCCCUCAUGAUGGGAUUAGUGUUCUCUGAAGAAGAGACACUGGAGAGCUUGCUUGCUCUCCUCCCAUCAUGUGAGGAUGCAGUGAGAAUAGGAUGCAGUGAAAAGAGAUGCAUCUGCAAGCCAGGAAGAGAACCCUCACCAGAAACUGACCAUGCUGGCACCUUGAUCUUAAACUUCUAGCCUCCAGACUGUGAGAAAAUAAAUUUCUGUUUAAGCCACCCAGUAUAUGAUUUUUUUGUUAUGACAGCCCGAGCUGACUAAGAGAGCGACAUAAGGUAGACAGCUAAUCAGGUAGACUUUUCAAAGGCAAGAGGAGAAUAUGUAAGAAAUUGGAACAAUGCAAUAUAUAGAUGAUGUAUUAUAGAAAUGUACACUUGAAACCUGUAUAAUUUUACUAACCAUUAUCACCCCAAUAAGUUAAUACAUAAAUAGAAUAAAGAAAAUUGAAAGAAUAAAGGAAUCAAUAAAAGGUAAUAUUCAGUUUUUCAAACUCUUCUGAUAUGAUUUUAAAAGAUAUUUUAAAGAAAAAAGACCAAAUGAUAUUUCUAAUUACCAAAAAGAUGAAGAAAUUAAACAAAUAUCUUAAGUAGCUGCUGAAAAUUCUUUAUGUCUAAUAACUUCUUCAGUUCUGUGUUCCUUAGAUACUUUAAAUUUUUAUCACAAAAAUAAUCCUGUUUUCUCUAUAUUCUUCCUGUACUGUUCUAUUUUGGAAUAGAGAAUCAAUAACUGGCUUGGUAAUGAGCUCUUCAGUCCUCAACUUUUGCUUUAUUGAUUCACAAUACACUUAUUGAAAUGUAAUGUUCAUAUACUUGCAAACUCCAAUUUUCUCAAAACUUCUCCAAGGACGUAUAUAUGUCUUUCAAAAAGAUUAUGUGUUUCCUGUUUUAAAUCAUUUUGAUUUUGUGUGUAGGUGAAAUGCUGACUCAUAGCCCUAGAUUGCUAUUUUAUAGUUCAGGCAAUUCUUUAAAAAAAAUUUGCUUGAGGUAUUUGUGGAGAAUAGCAGUUUCAACUACAUGAAGGGUUAUUAAGCAGAAGGUGACACCAACUUUGUUUCAUUUCCAGGGAAGUUAUCUAGCACAAGAGGGAAAAGGCAGGAGAAAUGGUGGAUAUGGAAAUAACUACACCUUGUUAAAACUGGUUAAAAUGGUAAAUUUUAUUAUGUAUAUGU